UCGACGGGGACGAGUUCUCUACCUACUACAGAGUCAGAGACCAACAGGCCUCUCCGCCUCCGGCUCCCCCUUCUCGAGCGCUUUCGGCACCGCGGCACGGUAGGAUGGCGGCGGCGGCGGCGGCGGCCCCGACGAGGACAGAGGUGCUGGCGCUCUUCCGGUCCUUACUCCGCACGGCGAAGCAGUUCUCCGACUACAACAUCCGCGAGUACACGCGCCGACGCGCCGCGGACGCCUUCCGCGAGAACCGCGCCCUCGCCGACGCGCCGGCCGCCGCGGCGGCGUUCUCGGAGGGGAAGAAGCAGCUAGAGGUUGCGAAGCGGCAGGCGUUGGUUUACUCGCUCUACGCCCCCAAGGCCAAGAGCGUGAUGGAGUUGAAGGUGCAGUGAUGGACGAGGUGCUGCGCCCUUUUCUUCCUCAUCGUUUCCCUUUCCGGAUUCGUUCCUUUUGUGUGGUGAUGAAACUAUAAACUGAUGUGUUAUUACCUUUGCUGGAUGAUUGACAUGAUAUUGCUUCUUUCUGUGCAAUAAAUCACUAAAUUCUACUGUCA
Sorghum bicolor (sorghum) is the source of this 550-nucleotide messenger RNA. Its product is annotated as LYR motif-containing protein 4. The coding region runs from base 105 to 389 and encodes 94 amino acids. Gene Ontology annotation, biological process: iron-sulfur cluster assembly. The transcript has a single exon. The record is from RefSeq and is a predicted model, not a curated record. Lineage: Eukaryota; Viridiplantae; Streptophyta; Magnoliopsida; Poales; Poaceae.